CGAAAGUUACAACGAAGGUAUCACGUACAUAGAAAGCAGGCGAGCUUACGACAACAUACUGUAUGUGAUGGAUCCUUCGGGAGCAAACAGCGCAACUUAUGGAAAAAAAUAUUUGGGUGCCGAUUUUUCAAUCGAGAUACAAGUGGCUUUAGAUGCUGCCAAGGAAUUUUCCGAUACGCACCCUAGGUUCAUAGGACAUAAAGCCAUUGGUUAUGCAAGCAGAAGCAAAAAUGAAACAGUGUUUCAGAGAGCUUUGAACAAAACGAUAAAAAUGUUUCAGAGCUACCCCCAACACAUGAUCGGAUUCGAUGCCGUUGGAGAAGAAGAUGCUGGAUACUCGUCGUUGAAGUUCAUCGAUGAGUAUUUAACCAACUUUCAAAAAGGCGGAAUUUCUGUUCCUUUGUACCUUCACUCCGUAGAAACGAACUGGCCGAUCGACCUGAUGACUUACACGAAAGAUGAUGACAUAGUGCCAACGUUGGAGAAUGCUUACGAAUCCAUUUUGUUGGCCGCGAAAAGGGUGGGCCACGGCAAGGGCUUCCUCAAAAUGCCCUACCUGCGCCAAAUAAUGAAGGAGAGGAAGGUUGCCGUUGAGGCUUGUGUUGUUAGCAAUCAAAUUCUUGGAUACGAUCCAGACCUACGCAACCACUUUGCACAAGUUUACCACAAGGAAGGCAUCCCAAUCGUCCUCGCUCCAGAUGAUCCUGGCACGAUGGGAUACGAUACAGUUGUUGUCGACUGGUACGUUGCUUACGUGGGAUGGGGUUUAGAGCUUGGUGAUCUGAAGAAGAUAGCCCUCAACUCUCUCGUCUACAACGGAUUGACUGAUGCCGAGAGAAAUGUUGCCAUUGAACAAAAGUGGAGACCAUCGUGGAAUGAGUACAUAACUAAGAUGAAGAACAUCGCAUGUGCAAGAGACUUCGCUGCCGAAGCUGCCAAGGAAAACAGGACUGUGAAGUUCGUGCGACUGUUGCCAACUGAGGGCUACGAAAGCGGAAACGUGCACGUGUACGGUCGGAACUUUGAAGUUGCCAUCUGUAAGGUACCGAAAUGUCGAUUUGAAUCGAUUGGCGAUGUAAACGCCAUCUACAUAUCAGACAGGCACAUUGUAUGCCCCGCUCCCAAGUGCCCCGCUUGUGCUGGCAAAUCAACGAAGGUCAGUUUGAAGGUAGCCCUGGAUGGAGAUAAUUACAAGCAGACCAAUCUGGAUUUCACGCUGACGUUUGCGGCGGCCGGGAGUAAAAGUUCCUUUACAGCGUCCAUUUCUAUUACAAUAAUUGUAAACUUUGUUUAUAAAUUACUUCCUUAAAAUAUGAACAUCAAACGUUGAGUUGGUUUUUUAAAUGUUCUUAGCGAUGAUUUUUAAAAACUUGAGCCUUUGUGGACGAAAAUAGAAAUAUACAAUAGAUUUCUUUUGUAAAUGUGCAAGAAAUAUGGGAUUGGGAUAUCUGUGGUUAUCUUCACGGUGAUCUUCUGCCAGAUUUCAGAUAAUGUCAAUAUUGCCAAAAUAACGCUACGUAGAAAUAAUUAAUCAAAAUUCACAUUGCUCUAAAUGGAAAACUUCUUUUAUUUCCAUGAGUUUAAUGUGAUUAAUUGUUAGAUAAUAAUUGUUAACACAGGUGACUCCAUUUAGUUAUUUCCCGGUAGCUAAUCUUAUUUAAACAGUUUUAUGAACUCAUUUCACAUUAGUUGAUAUUUCGUUGAUACUCAUCCAUUAAAUGAUAUUUUUAAAGGUAUUUUGCAACAUUUUAUCGAACUUGAAUCAGUUAUUUUCGCUAUUAAUAAUAUUUCCUAGUAUGAACAAUUUUAUUAUAAUGCAUAUCAACAAUAUUUUUAAUUUUUAUACAAAUAUUCCGUGCACCGUAUUGUUUGUAAAGCGCUUAUUAUGUCCGUAAAAUUGAGACAGUAGAUAUAUUCAAGCCGUCUCAACAUUCCUAACAUAGUCCAUGACUUGUUAUUUCACAAUAAAUCUCUCUUAUCCCUUAGGUAAAUGUUGACUACGCAUCUAGAGAACUGACUACCUUUAGGACAACAAGUUUAAUUACGUUCCGAAUUAAAUAAAUAAAUGUUAGAAAGUGAAACAAA
Messenger RNA from Helobdella robusta, 2085 nucleotides. RefSeq lists its product as hypothetical. The transcript has 3 exons. The coding region runs from base 68 to 1309 and encodes 413 amino acids. The record is from RefSeq and is a predicted model, not a curated record. Gene Ontology annotation, biological process: adenosine catabolic process; inosine biosynthetic process. NCBI's taxonomy places the organism in Eukaryota, Metazoa, Annelida, Clitellata, Rhynchobdellida, Glossiphoniidae. Gene Ontology annotation, molecular function: adenosine deaminase activity.